Molecule: messenger RNA, 1050 nt
Organism: Thyridium curvatum
Lineage: Eukaryota; Fungi; Ascomycota; Sordariomycetes; Thyridiales; Thyridiaceae
Exons: 2
Coding region: 1-1050 (349 amino acids)
Source: RefSeq, a predicted model, not a curated record
AUGGCGGUUCCGACAGAAAACGAGCAGCUCCCGGUGGUGGAGACCCCGACAUCGCCGUCAUCGGCGUUCGCUUUAUCGCGCUUCGAGUUCGAGACCGAUAAAGGCAACGAGGGCACCAAGAUCCUCAUGGUCGAGUGGGACACGUCGGUGGGCGGUGAGCAGUCCGCCGAAGCGCAAAAAGCGGAAGCCGAUUGGGAGGUGUCUUGGGAAGGGAAGACCACGGUACUGCCGGCCAGAGACCCGGCUCCACUGUCUGGCUCCGAGAACGGGCCCGAGAUGGAUACGGAUACACGGCGGGUGUACUUCCUCCUGCCGCCCGGCGCGCCGAUACCGCCUCUUGUCAAUAUCUCACAGAGAGGCAAAGGCGGGACUCCUGGGGCCACAGUGUUGCGGACGAAGCCUAUGCCCGCCAUUUUCCCCAAGGAACUCGGAGCUAGCUCUCACGAGGAGGGACAUCGCGGCGUACUACAUAGCAUCUGGGCCAAGAAGCGGCUAUCGGAGCUGCAGGCCGAGAUUGCAAAGGAGAUGCGCCUGAACGGCGAGGGCAUCGGUCUAGAGAUGGCGCUUCAGGAGAAGCAGUGGAUCGAAGAGCAGUUCGGUGUAGGAGAUGGAUCGGGCUCUGGAGGGAAAGCUGCCGAGAGCUCUGCGAUCCCACCGACGCCGGCAAGCCCUACGAGCCCGCGAUCGCCGAUUGGGGGUAAACUGGGCGAGAAGCUGAGGGGACUGAAAUUGGCGACUUCGCCCGAGGGCCUAGCGGCUGCGACGGAAGCCAGCAAGACGAAGCCGCAGCCGCAUUUCAACUCGCUCUCUCCUCAGGCAGCUGACAUGGCAGUUCCAUCUUUUCAUAUGUUUCCUGGCCGUGCAGCGCCCAAGGUGAGCGCUGGACCAGAAGGGGUUGCAUCGCUAGAUGCCAUCAUCGGCGGCGAUGCUCCCGCGGCUCCGGCUGCCCCGGGCAAGGGGUCCGAGGAAACGGAAGAGGAGCUCUUUGCCUUGCCGAUGAGCCCUCGGAGCCCCGAGAUGAAGAAGAGCCCGUUCAGCCUUCUGAAAUGA